CUGGGAAGAAGAACUAAAAAAGAAACUGGGAUUUUGGAAGAAGUGGUCGAGAGAAAACAAACGAUAAUGGGAAGCGCACCAGCUCAGAUUCCGACUAGCUUCGGCCAUGAGCUUAGGGCUUGUCUUCGUUGCCGACUCGUCAAGACCUAUGACCAGUUUAGAGACGCUGGUUGCGAGAAUUGUCCUUUCUUCAAGAUGGAAGAGGAUCAUGAGCGUAUCGUGGAGGUCACUACCCCUAAUUUCAAUGGUAUAAUCUCUGUGAUGGAUCCAAGUAGAAGCUGGGCGGCUAGGUGGUUAAGAAUCGGGAAGUUUGCUCCUGGUUGCUACACACUUGCUGUCUCAGAGCCACUCCCUGAGGAAAUGCAGCACUUAUGCCAAGAGGAGCGUGUACAAUAUGUUCUGCCGAAACGCAUGUGAAGAAAUCUAUCACGAUGAAGGCUAGUAGGGAAGACCAAGUAUUCCACUUUUUCAUUAAAAGCUUCUUGAAACAUUAUUAGGUGCUUUAUUUGAAUCUUCAAUCUUGUGGAAUGGUCGAUGUUAAUGAAGUCAGAGACUCCUUAACACUCUUCUAUGUAAGGCGUUAGUCCGAAAAGAAAAAAAAAAGAAAAAAAAAAUCUGUGUCUGAACAAAAAAGUCUUCUCUUAUCUAAGGUUUAGACUUUAGUUAACCAAUCGGACCCUAACUAAAAAUAUUAAUGAGAGUAGGAAGAAUAAAUUUGUGUGGACUCUAAAGAUCAAGACAAGACAAUUAUAAUUCUUCAUAAAGUCAUG
Messenger RNA from Arabidopsis thaliana (thale cress), 770 nucleotides. It is a transcript of the gene SPT42, whose product is annotated as SPT4 homolog 2. Gene Ontology annotation, biological process: regulation of DNA-templated transcription; transcription elongation-coupled chromatin remodeling. Bases 67 to 417 code for a protein of 116 amino acids. The record is from RefSeq and is marked reviewed. Gene Ontology annotation, cellular component: nucleus. NCBI's taxonomy places the organism in Eukaryota, Viridiplantae, Streptophyta, Magnoliopsida, Brassicales, Brassicaceae. The transcript has 5 exons. Gene Ontology annotation, molecular function: zinc ion binding.